CCCGAGGACCCGGGGGACUUGUAGAGGGAACCGAACUCUCUCUGCUGUGCAGUGCAGCUGGCUCUGGUGACCACAGGGGACAAGGCCAACAUGAGACUCCUGCUCCUCCUGGCUCUCCUGGUGGGGGCAGUAUCUGCCAAGCAUUUCAGCAGUGAAGUGUCCAGCUUGGAGAGCCCGCGGAGAGCAGAGAGCUUGGCCCAGGAUGGGGAGAAGGCAGAAAGGGUCGCUGGGGAGGCCCCUGCUGGGGCUCUGAUGCCGCUGCAGGAGGGAGACGAGGUGGAGGAGGAGGCGGAAGGAGACUCUGGAAGUGAAGACAGCCCUGAGGAGGAGGAGAGGGUGGAGCCCAGCUCGGAGCUGGAUAUGGGCCACAUGGACAUCCAGUGUCCUAAGGAAGAGGAUGCAGUGAAACUUGUGGGCAGCCCUGGAUGCAAAACCUGCAGAUACGUUGUGCUGAGUACCCCCAGGACAUUUAAUGAAGCUCAGCUGGUGUGCCAGAGGUGCUACCGCGGCAGUCUCGCGUCCAUCCACAGCUUCGCCUAUAAUUACCAGCUGCAGUGCACGUCCCGGACACUCAACGCAGGCCAGAUCUGGAUCGGAGGCCAGCUUGUGGGCAGGGGCCGCUGCAGACGCUUCCUUUGGCUGGACAAAAGUGCCUGGAAUUUCGCGUACUGGGCUGCAGGGCAGCCCUGGGGUGGCUAUCACCACGGCAGAUGUGUGACCCUGUGUACCCGAGGUGGCCACUGGCGCCUCUCUCACUGUGGCAAGAGACGUCCCUUCGCCUGUUCCUACUGAUGGAGUCUCAGCCAGAG
Molecule: messenger RNA, 809 nt
Organism: Octodon degus (degu)
Lineage: Eukaryota; Metazoa; Chordata; Mammalia; Rodentia; Octodontidae
Gene: Prg2
Product: proteoglycan 2, pro eosinophil major basic protein
Exons: 6
Coding region: 91-792 (233 amino acids)
Biological process (GO): immune response
Molecular function (GO): signaling receptor activity
Source: RefSeq, a predicted model, not a curated record